This is a messenger RNA of Trichomonas vaginalis G3, 1689 nucleotides long. Its product is annotated as papain family cysteine protease domain containing protein family. The transcript has a single exon. The record is from RefSeq and is a predicted model, not a curated record. Lineage: Eukaryota; Parabasalia; Trichomonadida; Trichomonadidae. The coding region runs from base 1 to 1689 and encodes 562 amino acids.
AUGAACGUUCCACAUUCCGGCUUACUUGUUAAGUGUUUAAUAGGUUCUCUAUGCGUUUUAUCAAUAAUUUCGGCUAUCACUAUGAGCCAAGUUGUCAAAUCUUUCAUAGAACUUAAGCAUAAAUCAGAAUAUAAAACUCCAGUCGACGAAUACGCUCAGAAAUUCCUUGAUCAAAGAGAUGCACUCAAUCUUAUCCCAACACGUUAUGCAGUCGAUAAAUCAUUCCUUCUUCCACCUUCAAACCAAGCUCGCCGCGGUGUUUGCUGGAUUUUUGCUACCCUUUUCAUGCUCGAGUCCCAGUACCGCGCCAAUGGUAUCAAGAAAGGCUUCCUUAAGGAAAAUCAAUACGUUACCUUCUCAAAGCAAGCAUAUGGCGCUUAUCUUGGCAAUAACUGCAAGGAAAACCCAUCAUUACCUGUUUGCAAACAUGGUGGUCUUGGCAAGCCAACUAAUGAUACAGACGACCAGCUCGUUGACUCAAUCUAUUACUUCCAAAAGGCAUUUCCAAAAUUAAAUGCUUCAAUUCUCCCAGAAACCGUUUGCCCAUACAUUGAAGAAGGUGGUGAAUCCACAGACUUCAAGUGCGACGGAAUGAAUGAAGCAAUCAAGCAAAAUCCAAUCGGAUUCAAUAUUAAGUCCUACAACUACGCCGUCAACGUUAACAACACCAAGAGAUUACUCUACAAGGCCAAGAGACCACUCGGCAUCGGCGUACCAAUCGGAGAAAACUAUUUCUUCGCUCCAUGCGAUUCCUCCAGCUACAGCACAGAUGAUGAAUGCGUUAAGCAGACUACACCAUGCCCAGCCGGUUACCAAGCCAAAUUCUGCAAGAAAGUCACAAUUGAAGGCAGAAUUUAUGAUGGCACUUUUUCAUUUAUUAACGAUGCCAACAGAUCAUCAUUCCUUGGUGUCCAUGAGAUGGACAUUGUCGGCUACAACGACGAGUGGGUCUAUACAAGCAAAUGGGACACAGAUAAGUCCAUGGCCUUAAUGAAGGGCGGUUUCAUCCUCCACAACUCAUGGCGCGAGGUUGGCCACUCCGUAGACUUCCUUCUCGGCAAGAAAUCCUACGAAAACGAAAUGGUUACAUGUCCAAAUCAUAAAGUUUCACAAUACUGGAUCCCAGUCAGCUACUCCUGCUUCCAGGAGAAGAAGGAUGUCAGCCAGUGCCUCUCUGGCUCAUCAUGGGUCCGUGGAAAGGCAAAUGUCAACAAACCAGAUCUUCUCAAGUGCACAAACGAAAAAUUCUGCGAUACAAACCUCCAUUACGUACUCGCCUAUACCGAUGAUGAAGGUGCUUUCACUGUCCAGCACCUCUUCUCCGGUUUAGAUUUGACAAGAAUGGCUACAAUCGAUGCCGAUGGAAAUGUCAACACAAUCUUAUACGACAAGCUUCCAUUCCACUACUUGGGACGCGUUUUCCAGCCAAUUGACGUUGUUGACAACAAUCAAGACGAUUGCGGCUACUUCAUGUUCCCAUACGACGCUAUCGACAUGUUACAACGCAAGGACUGGGAUAAACUCGACUACUUCCACUCAUCAGAUAUCGAAUUCGAGUUCCCUGAUUACUCAUACGCAGCAAACAAGGCCAAGUACCCACAAUACAACUACACCCUCCUCGAACAGUCCACACACGAAUGGAAUCCAGUACCAUUUGAUGGUCCUCUUCCAUACCAGUACGUAUUUUAA